This is a messenger RNA of Orycteropus afer afer, 1359 nucleotides long. NCBI's taxonomy places the organism in Eukaryota, Metazoa, Chordata, Mammalia, Tubulidentata, Orycteropodidae. The record is from RefSeq and is a predicted model, not a curated record.
GUGACCUUUGAGGACGUAGCUGUCUACUUCUCUGAAAAUGAAUGGACCAGCCUGGCCCCUGCCCAGAGGGCUCUGUACAAGGAUGUGAUGCUGGAAAAUUAUGGUGCUGUGGCUUCCUUGGGAGCAUUUCCAUUUCCCAAACCAGCUCUGAUUUCCCAGCUGGAACAAGGAGAAGAACCCUGGUGCUCAGCUCCUUGGGGAGCUCUGGAUGGAGAGGGCCUGUGGGACAUUUCCUCAGGAUAUCCAUUUCUAAAGCCUGCUGAGAUCUCCCAUCUUGAGCAGGUAGAAGAGCCACUGAACAUGAGACUGCAAGGAGAGGGUCCAAACCUAAUUUAUACUGAGGGUGUGUUGAAGAGUGAAAAAGAGGAUUUUGUUCUGAAGCAGGAAUUUUUUCAGGAGGCACAUGACCAUAUAGUGCUAUCAAGUGGACCCCAGUGGUAUGGCUCCCAGGAAUUCUGGUUUGGAAAAACCUGUGAAGAGGAGAAAAGACAGUUAGGAAGAUGGCCCAAUGAGGACAGCAUGGAGAGCACUACAAAUGAUAUUAUAGAAGUGAUUGUCAAGGAUGAGAUGAUCUCAGUAGAAGAGAGUUCAGACAGUACCAAUCUCAAUACCCACCUUACUAUACAUCAGAAAAUUCUAAGUGAGCAGCUAUUCUAUAUAUGUGAAGAUUGUGGCAAGUAUUUUUAUCAAAAUGAAGACUUUGAUCAACACCAAAGAACUCAUAAUAAAGAAAAAGUCUAUGGUUGUAAGGAAUGUGGGAAGGCUUUCCGUUUUAGAUCACAUUGCAUUUCACAUCAGAGAAUUCACACUAGGGUGAAACCCUAUGAAUGUCAAGAAUGUGCUAAAGCCUUUGUUUGGAAGUCAAACCUGAUUAGGCACCAGAGAAUACAUACUGGAGAGAAACCUUUUGAAUGUAAGGAAUGUGGGAAGGGCUUUAGUCAGAAUACAAGCCUUAUACAACAUCAGCGAAUCCACACUGGGGAGAAACCAUAUGUGUGUAAAGAAUGUGGAAAAAGCUUUACUCGGAACCCUGCCCUUCUUCGACAUCAGAGAAUUCACACUGGGGAGAAGCCUUAUGAAUGUAAGGUCUGUGGGAAAGGCUUCAUGUGGAACUCAGAUCUUGCUCAGCACCACAGGGUCCACACUGGGGAGAAACCUCAUGAGUGUACUGAGUGUGGGAAAAGCUUCAUUUGCAAGGCACACCUUAUCCGGCAUCAGAGAAUUCAUACUGGGGAAAGACCCUAUAAAUGUAAUGAUUGUGGGAAGGCCUUCAGUCAGAAUUCUGUCUUAAUUAAGCACAAGAGGCGCCAUGCUAGAGAGAUACCCUAUGAUUGUCCCAUUUCUCAUCUUGAACAUUAG